AUGGACAAUCAACAGUUUGUCACUCAGUUGGAGCAGACACUCUCUACAGUGUUAUCUCCAGAUAAUAGUGCUAUUAAAUCAGCUACUCAGAAGCUCAAAAAGGAGUUUUACCCUAACAUACAGGCCCUUCCUGCCUUGAUCCAUGUGUUGCAGAACUCAGACAACGACGGUAUCAAGCAGCUUGCCGCCGUUGAGGCCAAGAAGCUCGUUACCAAACAAUGGGAGCAGCAAGAUGCUGCUUUGCAACAGGGAAUCAGAGAUUCUCUAUUACAGUUCUCCUUUACAUACCCUUCUAAGAACAUUCGUCACUCUACUGCCAGAAUCGUUGCUGCCAUUGCCGAUAUCGACAUUCCUAGCAAGCACUGGGACUCUUUAUUACAGUCUCUAGUGACUGCGGCAACUGAUUCUACCGUUCAGACUAGGGAGAUGGCCACAUUCAUCAUUUUCUGCGUCUUGGAGAACUUCCCUCUCGAAUGGUUGGCUCAUACUGACAGCUUCAUCGAGUUGUUUGCCAACACUUUGCAGGAUACUGCGUCGCCAGAGGUCCAAACCACCUCUGUAUCCGUUUUGGAGGUCAUUUCCUCCUAUAUUGAGGAGGAAGAUGAGCUUAUUGUUCGUUUAGCAGACAGUUUUCAGGCUCUUAUGCCUAGAAUGCUGACCGUGCUAAAACAGUGUGUUGCUGGUGAUGAUAUGGACAAGACUAAAGAUAUGUUUAGCGCUUUCAACAGUUUUGUUCUACUUGAUAUGCGUCUUUUGGGCCAGCAUUUCUUUGAAAUCGUCCAAUUUAUGGUGCAAAUCGUCUUGAAUACCAGCGUAGAUUCGGAAAUCAGAGGCUUUGCAUUGAAAACGUUGACUCAGUGUGUAUCCUACCGUAAGUCCAAGCUAGCACAAGCCAAAAUGGGUCCUCAAUUGGUUCAAUGUGCUCUUCGUGUCGCCUGUGAAGCCGACCAAGAUGAAGUAGAAUCAUCCUUAGACUCUGAAGAUGAAGAAAAUGAAAACGAAGAAGACGAUCCUUCUUCGUUGGCUCUUCGUCUUCUUAACACAUUGGCCAUCGAUUUAUCUCCAUCUCAAGUUAUUCAACCGGUUUUAGAAGCCGUGGGCUCAAUGCUUUCCUCUUCGAAUCCUUUUGAGCGCAGAGCUGCUCUUUUGGCUAUAGGAGUUUCUACCGAAGGUGCUCCAGACUAUGUUUCUGCUAGAUUACCUAAGAUUAUCCAAUUGGUUGUUUCAGGUUUGAAUGAUAGUUCCAUCAUCGUUCAAGCUGCUGCCCUUAGAACUCUUUCACAGCUUGGUGAAGAUCUCAAGGAUGCCGUGGCCGACUAUCAUGCUAUGCUUCUGGGUCCUAUCAUUAACAUCAUUGACUCCACUGACAAAAUCCUAGUGUACAAAUAUGCCACUUACGCAUUGGAUACAUUGGUCGAAUAUAUGUCGAACGAUGACAUUAAACAGUAUCUUGAACCACUUAUGAACAAGCUUUUCCAAAUGCUUGAUAGAGCCCAGUCGUCUUCAUUGAAAUCUGCCAUUGUCUCUGCCGUCGGUUCCGUUGCUUACGCUUCUGGUGUCGCUUUUAAACCGUACUUUGAACCUUCCAUCAAGUUUCUCGAGCGAUUUAUUGAUAAUAUGGAUAAUACUGAAGGCAUGACUGAACAAGACAUUGAGUUGAGGGCUCAGACGUUCGAGAAUAUAUCUUCUAUGGCGAGAGCUGUUCGUUCUGACGCAUUUGCUGCAUAUGCAGAGCCUCUCAUCAACGCCGCCUAUUCUGCCAUUAAUAACUCCAGUAGCGGCAGACUUCGUGAGGCCGGCUUUGCCUUUGUUUCGAACAUGGCUAAAGUGUACGGCACUCAAUUUGGUUCUUUCUUAGAGAAGAUUAUUCCAGAAAUAUAUAAAUGCUUGGAGCAGAAUGAGAUUGACUUAGAUAUCGACGACGACGAGGAUAUUGAAGAGGUUGAUUUGGCCGAGAAGUUGAAUAUUCACACAGGUGUCACUGUGGAGAAGGAAGUGGCUUUAGUGGCUCUAUCUGAACUAGCUACCUCUACAGGAGCUGCUUUUAGUCCCUACGUGGAGAAGACUGUACAGGUGUUACGGAACCAGAUUGAGGAGUCCUACGCUAUUAGAGAGGCAGCCCUAUCUGCUCUUUGGAAGCUUGUCUAUGCCACAUACAAGGUUCACGGUGGUGAUAACCCAACAGUUCAACAGCUCAUUGAUCAAGCCAGAAAGACCACGGCAGAACUUCUUCCAAACGAAUACGACGUGUCCAUGGUUCUUUCAUGCCUCGACUGUCUUGUCGAGUACUCGAAGUUGAUUGGAAAGCAAGCUGUGUUUGAUGCCAACGAUCAGGAAUCUCUUCCAUCGAUUUGUGAACAAUUGGCACUUCUCUUGAAAGGUGAACAUUUGUGUCAGGCCCAGGACGAGGAUGAAGAUUUGCCCAGUGACGAAGUGGAUGCCUCAGAGACUGAUGCGGUCGUUUACGACUCUGCCUUGGAGGUGUUAGUGGGGCUUUCGCAAGCCUUCGGUGUGGAAUUUGCCAAACUGUUUGCACCUUUCAAAGAGUUGGUCCUCGGUCAGUCCAAUUCCAACGACAAGGCUAAGAGAAUAUCAUGUCUCGGAUGCCUUGCCGAGAUCAGUAACAACAUGGGCCCAACUAACCCUUACCAACAGGAGUUUCUCGAAUUGUUUGUGCAGAAGUUGACGGGAGAUUCCUCUACAGAGGUUCGUGGUAAUGCUGCUUACGGUGUGGGCAUAAUUGUAGAAAACGCCAAUUUUGACUCGUCGAGUGCCUUCCCAACGAUCUUACAGGCGUUGUCGAAGCUUUUGAACAACGCAGACACCGAGUUCAAGAACGAGGACGGAGAUGACGAGACCAAGGAGGUGAUUAACAGAACAUACGCCAAUAGCUGCGGCUGCGUCUGUAGAAUGGUACUCAAACAUGAAUCUGCCGUCCCUUUGAACGCAAUCUUAUCAUCGUUGUUAGCCCACCUUCCAUUACAGACGGCAUUUGAAGAGAAUAAGCCGAUAUUCGAGUUGAUCAUGAAACUUUAUGGAGAAAACAACGAGCUCAUCAUGAACUCAACUUCGAAGGUGAUCGAAAUUUUUGAAGGGGUCUUCCAGAAGGAGGCAGAUAAGGAGAAGUUGAUCAACGAGUCGACGUUGGGAAGAGAAGAGAAUGUUGAUCGUCUUAAUCAGUUUGAUUCGGAUGAAACCAAGCACAAAGUGGUUCAGCUGCUUAAGUUCUUGGACCAAAAGUAUGCUGGUUCCGUUAGCUCGAAGCCAGUAUUGAAGGCGGCCAUCAAUUGA
Brettanomyces nanus is the source of this 3291-nucleotide messenger RNA. RefSeq lists its product as uncharacterized. Gene Ontology annotation, biological process: protein import into nucleus. Gene Ontology annotation, cellular component: cytoplasm; nucleus. The transcript has a single exon. The record is from RefSeq and is a predicted model, not a curated record. Lineage: Eukaryota; Fungi; Ascomycota; Pichiomycetes; Pichiales; Pichiaceae. Gene Ontology annotation, molecular function: small GTPase binding; nuclear import signal receptor activity. The coding region runs from base 1 to 3291 and encodes 1096 amino acids.